GACAAGAAGAGCUGGGGUUACGAUGAAGAAGAUAAGGACUACGGUUACGACAAGAAGGAUAGCAAGAAGAGCUGGGGUGAAGAAAAAGAUAGGGACUACGGCUACGGUGGAGAAAAGGACUACGGCUACGGUGAAGAAAAGGACUACGGCUACGGUAACAAGGGUGGCAAGAAGAGCUGGGGCUAUGAAGAAGAAAAGGACUAUGGCUACGGUGAAGAAAAAGAAUACGGCUACGGUAACAAGGGUGGCAAGAAGAGCUGGGGCUAUGAAGAAGAAAAGGACUAUGGCUAUGGUAAAGAGAAGGACUAUGGUUACCACAAGGGAGGUGAAAGCCAUGCCAGCAAGUCUUGGGGUGAAGACUACAAAGACAACAAGUAUGGUAAGGGUGCCAGCGAAUGGAGCCACAAGGACUAUGCUAGCAAGAGCUGGAGUAAUGAUAAGAGCGCCAAGACUUGGGGUCACGAUGACAAGGAAGGCUAUACAUCUGACUCUGAUAACAAGUCGAGCAAGCACAAGAAAGGAAAGAAGAAUUCCAAGGUUAUGUUCAUCUGGCACAACGCUGCACCCGCAGAAGGCGUUGCACCCACAGAAGGCGUUGCACCCACAGAAGGCGUUGCACCCACAGAAGGCGUUGCACCUCUCGUAACUCUCACUGUUUCCUCUGGUACAAGCACUGUCUUACAGGUCGCUCAAGAAACUGCGUAAGUUUUUAUUUUUAUUUUGUUAAGAAUUUCAAUCUGAACUCAUUCUCUUUAUAGUGAAGUUAUCGUUACUCAAACUGAGGUUGCCACUCGUCUUCUCGGUUCUGACUUCUUGACUGUUGCCUAAUUUAUUUCUUACUAGAAGAUUAUCAUUUAUUUAUUGAAAUCAGCUUUUAUUUAUUUCAUUAAAAAAGUUACAAAUUUGAAUAAAGUAUCUACAUUAAAACCUUAUCAUCGCAAUUAU
Gilbertella persicaria is the source of this 945-nucleotide messenger RNA. RefSeq lists its product as uncharacterized. Lineage: Eukaryota; Fungi; Mucoromycota; Mucoromycetes; Mucorales; Choanephoraceae. Bases 23 to 646 code for a protein of 207 amino acids. The transcript has 2 exons. The record is from RefSeq and is a predicted model, not a curated record.